AUCAAGAACUCCAGAACCUACGAAUAUGCGGGAUAUCACCAAGUAUCACCAGGUAGGUAUGCAACGCAGCUCUUCUAUAUUCCACGAUGCGUAGAUCAAGAUUCUCCAUCUACGCCCUCACCGUCAUAUCACCAUUUCCCUGUCCAUCCCCCAAACCCAGUUUCCCGUCCUUCUCAAAUACAUAUAAUCCCCUCCCCUCACCCUUCAUCAUCCUCCUUCUUCAUAUCAAACAAACAAACUUCAAGAUCUUCACUUCACAUCUACAAGACCUCAAACAUAAAACCAAAACUCAAAGCCCAAACACCAAUCAAAUCCUACCAAACAUAACAUAACCAAAAAUGACACUCCACACCACCACCACCACCGCCCCCCGCCGCUCCCUCUUCUCCCGCACCCCCCGCCCCGCCCGCACCACCCGCUUCGGCCGCAAACAACGAACCACCGCCGUCCCCCGCGCCGGCGGUCUCGGGCACAGCACCGGCGUUCUCGGACGCGGCGCCACAACCACCACAAACCACCGCACCAUGGACGGACACCGCACCGAGAAAGUGGUCGUGCAACCAGCGCGCCGCUCGCGCCUUGGGUUCCGCCAUCGCCCGGUCGUGGUGGAGAAGAAGAAGCCGACGAUUGGGGAUAAGAUUAGUGGCGCGAUGAUGAGGUUGAAGGGGAGUUUGAGUGGGAGGAGGGCGGAGGAGGUGAGGGGGAAGAGGAGGAUGGAUGGGACGGAGGGGGGGGUGAGGGAGGUGAGGCAUUAUUAG
Messenger RNA from Pseudogymnoascus verrucosus, 758 nucleotides. RefSeq lists its product as uncharacterized. The transcript has a single exon. NCBI's taxonomy places the organism in Eukaryota, Fungi, Ascomycota, Leotiomycetes, Thelebolales, Thelebolaceae. The record is from RefSeq and is a predicted model, not a curated record. The coding region runs from base 339 to 758 and encodes 139 amino acids.